AUGGCAGGAGAUGAUAUGGUACAGGUUGGCAACAACAGGACAGUGCCGAGGAAUAUGAUGUCACGGAGGUCACCGAGCAUCUUGGUGACGGACGCUCGGUCUACGAAGAAGCGGAGUAGCGCGCCGUUUGCGGGAAAUGCCAAUACACGGCGAGAUAAGACGGGUGGGUCGAUGCCGACGGUAAUCGAGAACCGUGCAGGGCGGCGGAUGGGUCCGAUGGGGGGCCGGGAAUUCAUGCCGAAGGCGGGCUCAGGCCGCACGCGCCAGGGCAAGUUCAGCGAGGUGUCGAUGGACAAUAUUUUGUCUGAGAUGUCGGACGUGCCGUCCGGGCGGCGGCAGGAGCGGCUGUCGUCGUCGUCCUUUGAGUAUGAGCGGCGGCCCGCACAUUACAACAAGACCAUCCGACCGCUUCCCUCUCGGACAUCCAAGACGUCCGAGAAAUUCGUAUUGAUUCCCGAUGAGAACGUGAAGCGGUUUGCGCAGGGUUUCCACAAACGGUCGGCGUCGCGAGUGUUCUCUGAACUCUCGUACGGCGAGCACAAUACGGCGGGUUUACCAAGCAUCACAGCUUAUAACGUCGCUGAGGGGUUCAACUUGAACCUUGCGUCACAGUUUUUAAAGGAAACACAUAAUGUCUCGAUCAGGCGGUAUGACGAGUGCCUCUACGUGCCAUACUGCCUUCCGUUGCUUCCAGGGAAGGACGGGUUCAGAAUCCGCUCGAAUGUAUCCAAGAAAAUGGUUGGCGGCAAGACUUUGAUUGACCGAUUGAUCGACACAAGUGAGCAACGUGACCACCACUAUGAAUAUUAUUCCGGGGUUGAAACCGUUGAAGAUAUGCAUAACAAUUUCGAAAUAAACGAGAACGGGAACGGCAGGGACCCUGACGGGCUCAGGAAUGCAGACCACCUUGCGCCGCUAUCCAGCAAUAUGCAGUCGUUUGACCCUAGCGAACCGCAGUUUUUUGCAGAAGAGCUGUCGGAAAUUGGGCUUCAUCCAAUUCAGGACUCCUCAAGUGAGCAGCAUGAACGGGAGAAGGUACUGGACGCACAGCAACAUGCUGAGAUUUUCAUCUUCAAUUAUGGCGUAAUAGUAUUUUGGAACUUUACUGAGCUGGAAGAAAAGAAUAUUUUGGGCGAUAUUGCAUUCUCUGGUAUGAAGAACAUGGUAACUCGGCCGUUAGACGAGCAAGAUAUAGAAAUCGAACAGUUUCACUUCGAAUAUGACAUGGAUACGGAACGACCGCGUAUUUUCAACGACAUUAUUACUUUGCGGUCCGGCGACCAUAUAAUUAAGUUAACCCUAUCACACGCCAUUGCACAAUCCACUAAACUUUCGCGGUUUGAGAAACGAAUAACCCCCAUCCUUGGUACUGUCUCCAAACUCCCGAAAAGGUUGGCACUUUACGGCACAUUAGGUCUAAAGAGAGAACAGUUAUUAAAAAAAUCUGGUAAAUUAUUUAAAUUGAGAGUCGACGUUAACCUAUCAUCAAGUGUUCUAGAUACUCCGGAGUUUUUCUGGUCAUUUGAGCCAAGUUUACAUCCCUUAUACACCGCCAUGAGAGAGUACUUGGAGAUAGAUCCCAGGGUACAAGUUUUGAAUGACCGCUGCAAAGUCUUUCUUGAAUUCUUCGACAUAUGCGUAAAUUCGAUUGCGGAGAAAGACAUGGCAAGGAUUACAUGGUGGCUAGUGAUUGUCAUUUUCAUUAGUGUUUUGGUCUCCACAGCUGAAAUAUUAGUUAGAUAUUUCAUUAUAAAAAGACACUAG
Eremothecium gossypii ATCC 10895 is the source of this 1764-nucleotide messenger RNA. RefSeq names its product Rmd8p (gene RMD8). The transcript has a single exon. Lineage: Eukaryota; Fungi; Ascomycota; Saccharomycetes; Saccharomycetales; Saccharomycetaceae. Bases 1 to 1764 code for a protein of 587 amino acids. The record is from RefSeq and is marked provisional.